AUGCUGCUCACUGAUUACACUCUUUUCGUCUCGCGACCAGUUUCGUUGUAUCCCAGUCAACAGUCGGUGACACAGAGAUGGUUGAAUGGGCAAAUCACUAACUUCCAGUAUCUCAUACAUCUGAACACCUUGGCAGGAAGGUCCUACAACGAUUUGUCGCAGUAUCCAAUAUUGCCAUGGGUACUGGCAGACUACACAUCGUCGAAUUUGGACUUCACAAAUCCGAAGACGUUCCGUGAUUUGUCAAAACCGAUGGGUGCGCAACAUCCACAGAGGCUCGAGCAAUUUUUGAAGAGGUAUCGAGAAUGGGACGAUCCUACUGGAGAAACGCCUCCGUACAUGUACGGUACUCAUUACUCUUCUGCCAUGAUUGUUGUUUCAUACCUAGUCCGGCUAGAACCGUUCACUCAACAAUUCCUCAGUCUUCAGGGUGGCCACUUUGAUCUCGCGGAUAGAAUGUUCCAUAGUAUCGGUGAUGCUUGGAUCAGCGCAAGCCGCAACAACAUGGCUGAUGUGAAAGAGCUGAUACCAGAAUUUUUUGUGUUACCAGAAUUGUUGCUGAACAAGAAUAAGUUUGAUUUUGGUGUCAAACAGAACGGAGUUGUGUUGGAUGAUGUGGUUCUUCCUCCUUGGGCCCAUGGCGAUGCAAGGGAAUUCGUUCGGCUUCACCGUCAAGCUUUGGAAUGCGAUUACGUGUCUUCCCACCUCCAUGAAUGGAUUGAUUUGGUUUUCGGGUAUAAACAGAAUGGCGAUGAAGCCGUUAA
This is a messenger RNA of Cooperia oncophora, 764 nucleotides long. NCBI's taxonomy places the organism in Eukaryota, Metazoa, Nematoda, Chromadorea, Rhabditida, Trichostrongylidae. The record is from the annotation of a GenBank genome assembly.